Molecule: messenger RNA, 5643 nt
Organism: Schistocerca piceifrons (Central American locust)
Lineage: Eukaryota; Metazoa; Arthropoda; Insecta; Orthoptera; Acrididae
Product: frizzled-9-like
Exons: 5
Coding region: 3-1664 (553 amino acids)
Biological process (GO): non-canonical Wnt signaling pathway; canonical Wnt signaling pathway
Cellular component (GO): plasma membrane
Molecular function (GO): Wnt receptor activity; Wnt-protein binding
Source: RefSeq, a predicted model, not a curated record
UCAUGCGAGACGGUGUGGUGCGGGCGCCAAGCGGCGGCGGAGCGCGCGGCGGAGGGUGCUUGUGUCUGGCGCUGCUGCUGCUGACGGCGGGCGGCGCGCGCGCGCUGCGCUGCGAGCGCAUCAACAUCCCCGCGUGCCAGGGGCUCGGCUACAACCUCACCACCAUGCCCAACGUGCUGGGCCACGAGGACCAGAUACAGGCCGAGAGAGCGCUGCAGGCGCUGCUGCCGAUGGUGCACUACAACUGCUCGCGGCACACGCGGCUGUUCGUGUGCUCGGUGUUCGCGCCGCUGUGCACGCCGCAGGUGGCGGGCGCCGGCGUGGCGGCGUGCCGGUCGCUGUGCGCCGCCGUGCAGCGCGACUGCGGGCCCGUGCUCGCCUCCUUCAGCCUGCCUUGGCCCGCCGCGCUCGCCUGCGACGGCUUCCCCGAGGCGGGCCUCUGCAUGCACGAGCCGCCGCCCGCCAACAACACGCCCGCGGCGCACGCCUGCCCGCCCAACUUCGUGCGCGCUCGCGACUCGCUGGGGGCGGUGACGUGCGCGCCGCGCUGCGGCCGCGACGCCUACUACCGCGCAGAGGACAAGCGCUUCGCCGAGACGUGGAUGACCGGCUGGGCGUGGCUCUGCUUCCUGUCCACGCUCUUCACGCUGCUCACCUUCUGGGUGGAGCCCGCGCGCUUCCGCUACCCCGAGAGGCCGGUCAUCUUCCUCGCGCUGUGCUACAACCUGCUGGCGCUGGGGUACAUCGUGCGCGGCGCGCUGGGCGCGGCCGCCUUCAGCUGCGUGCAGCCCCCGGAGGCGGCGCUGGGGGCGGCGGCGGCGGCGGGCGCGGGCGCGGGCCACGUGGCGACGGACGGGCUGGAGUCGGGCGCGUGCACGCUGUCCUUCCUGGCGCUCUACUACUUCUCGCUGGCGUCUUCGGCGUGGUGGCUGGUGCUGGCCGCCUGCUGGUUCCUGUCGGCCGCCAAGAAGUGGUCGUGCGAGAGCCUGCACGCGCUCGCCACCUACUUCCACCUGGCCGCCUGGGCGCUGCCCGCCGUGCUCGCCGUCGCCGCCCUCCUGCUGCGACACGUCGCCGCCGACGAGCUCACCGGCCUCUGCCAGGUGUCGGAGUCGGCCGCCGUGGCGCUGGUGGUGGUGCCGCAGGGCGCGCUGCUGCUGGCCGGCGUCGUGUUGGCAGCCCUGGCGGGGGCCGCCCUGCUGCGCGUGCGCGCCGCCGUCAAGGUGGCGGGCCGCGGCGCGGGCGCCGGCAAGCUGGAGCGGCUGAUGACGCGGCUGGGCGUGUUCUGCGCGCUGUACGCGCUGCCCGCGGCCGGCGCGCUCGCCUGCCUGCUGUACGAAUCGUGGCACCGGCCGCGCUGGCGCGCGCUCGCGCUGCUGCACGCGCUCGACUGCCGCAUGGCCGCCGCCACCGCCGCCGGGCCCGCCGCCCCCGCCGGCUGCCAGCCGCAGCCGCUGCCCGCCGCCGCCGCCGUCGAGGUGGCGCUGCUGCGCCUCUUCCUGUCGCUCGUCGUCGGCGUCACCUCGGGCAUGUGGGUGUGGUCGGGCAAGACGUGCCGCGCCUGGUCCAAGCUGUUCACGGCGCCUCGCAAGGCCCACCAGCACCACGCGCUGCCGCUCGCCAGGACGCCCGCCUCCGGCUCGCUGCACGUCUCCAGGGUCUGACUGCCCGAGCACUGCGAGUUUCUCCGGGGCGCGGCAUGUACCGCCGAUCGGCCCUCUGUAUGCACCUACCGACUACCGCGCUACACUGCGCGACGUUAUACCGGCCAGUGGUGUGUUCGAAGUAAAGUACGGAGAUAACCGCAGUACAUUUCAGUUCUCGGAGUAUAAAAGCCGGCUCUGGAUGUAGUACACACUGGUGGGGUGAGAAUUAGCACGACCCUUCGGAUGCAUCGAGGCUUCUCUUCCAGUCUACGGCAUCGUCACCUGUACGAGACAUUGACCUCUCUUGCACAGAGCAAAGCUGUCCACUCCAGACUGUUACCAGUUUACAUUUUCACCAUAUACACUGUGCCUACAGCAGUUCCUCUCAGUGGGUAACCCCUGAAUUCCUUUGGAAAUACUGAUCAGCUCUGAUAAUUUAUAUGACACGAUUGGUCUCACUACAAAACCCUAAUUUUCUUACAGUAUGAUGUGAACACUAUACUGUGGCAGUUUUAGGUGGGGAGUGUUUCGAAAUACGGUCGCGUAAGAUACUGAUACAGUUCACGCCUGAACGACCACUGCCGACUGCAGCAAACAUUUGCACUAUAGCCACUACUGAACACUUUGUAUACUUCAAUUGCUUUGUGUUGUGGCUUGAUUUUUUUUCUAAUUUUGAAAUGAGUGAAGAAACUAAUCCUGCUGCAUAAAGGGAUUCGAAUGCAACUUUCAUUACAACAGGAGGAAUUAACAAUCCCUAUGAUCAUUAUUACAAUUCUGCUUUCGUGGAGGCACAGAAAGCAGACGUAAGAUUGGCAAUCCUUCGAUAAGGAGGUAGGCUUGUUGCCCCGCAACGCUCCUCUCCUCUUUGGAAAUCUAAGGUCUCGUUUGUUUAUGUUCGCAGCCAACUGCCACGAUAUACUGUCCGCAUAAUACGUCCGUAUAUUUUAAAAAAAAAACUUGAAUCUUCUGUUUACAUUACCAGCAAUACAACUGCUUACAUAUUCGUUUUCUUGCAAGCUGAAUAACUGAGUUCAUUUCAUGUAAGGUUAUUACACAUUCCUCAUGUUACUAAAGUGGAGUCACUUCCUGAGCAUCUUCUUGACUCUUGGAAGAUUUACUUUGUGUGAUACCCCACAUAUUUACAUACAGUGUAGUUGAAGUAAUGUUGCAAUGCUUUUUCUAUUAAUUUGGCUGACAUGUGGGGUUGCUAGUAAGUAAUGCAGAUCAGCAUAAUGGGGAACCUCUAAAUUAGUAUCUUAUGCAAAGGGCUGGUUAAAAAGUAUCUACAGCUUGUGUGAAUUUUACUGUGGGGUGCCUUUCAGUUGUUACAAUUUGUUUGUAGAAAAUAAUGAUGCAUUGUUGCAUUGCACAUAAUUAAAUUAUACUGCUCUGUCAUUUUUGUUUCAUUAACAAGUACUUCAUCAACAGGUUUCUGUGGUCAUAAUUUUCUUGCUCUGCAUUAAAAUUUGUUAAUAGAAAAUUAUGAUGCUUUGUUACAUUGCACCUAAUUAAUUAUACACUGCUCUCUCUCAUUUUUGUUUCAUUAACAAGUACUUCAUCAACAGUUUCCUAAGGUCAGAAUUAUUUGCUGUAAAUAAGAUCACAGUAAAGCCUUCCACCAUUCUAUGUUGGUGUAACUGUGUAGACUGUACAACUCAAAGAUGUCUGGUUCAGCAGUUGUUGCACUGUGAAGACAUGAAUCAAGUACCUGCAUAUAUUCCACAGGAUUUUUUUUUUUUUUUUCAUUUAUCUUCAUAAUGUCUGUGAUGAGUCAUUGAUAUUUCUGCAGUAUGAGUAAAAAAUGGAGAAAAAUAUUUUGGAAAUGUUUAGAAUUGUUCAUUACCAGGAAUGUGAGAUGUGUAGAAGAUUGGAAUUAUGUGGUAUACAUUUUAGAGACAUGGCCUACCUGUAUAUAUAGUGUGUAAAAAUAUAGUGUGAAGAAUGUACAAAAAAACAAUUUCUUUGAAAACUUGUACAUAUUUUCCAAAAAUACUCUAGUUAUGUUUUUGUCACCAGCAAUACUACUGCCUAUGUAUUUUUCAUACAUUUGUUGUUAUUAAUAUUGUAAUAUUAAUGAUACAGUAUUUUUAGACCAACAUUUUAACACAAAUUUCCAAUGAAUGUAUUUUUAAUAUUUGUAUACUUACAAAGAAACUGCUGAAGUUACUGCUUGCUUUCACCAACAAAAACUGAGUGAAGUGAUGCAAUGAUUAAGACAGUUUAAAUGCCUAUGUGCCCAUCCAGAUUUAGGUUUACAAUGGUUUCCCUAAAUCACAUAAUUGCUUUGGAAAGAACACCGCUGAUUUCCUUCCCCAAUCCAAGCAUGUGCUCCACCUCUAAUCACCUAGUCAUCAGUGGGAUAUUAAACCCUUAUCUUCCUUCCCUUUUUAAUAAUAAGAAUAACAGAAAUUCUGUUUGUCAUUUUGUUACCUUUCGAAAGGGUUGCAGACCUUCCAUGCUGUGAUGGAGGAACACUGAGCAGUCUUUAUCUCUUUUGUGAAACACAAAAUAGAAAAGAAAUUUCACUGAGGGCACCCUCCAGUGCCUAUUAUAUCUGAUGGGCAAACAUGGUUGGGGGCUGACAAUUUAUGACUGUAGUCACCAUCUUGGCAUAAAUAAAUUCUGUUAGUGUUGGGAUGCAGGCUGCUAUGAAGCUUACAUCCCUGCUACUCUUCCAGACUCGCGUCACAUUUGGAGUAAUAACAGAAUGUUGUCACAAUGGUGUUUAGCAAAAUGGUCUUUAGAACACUUAUGAUACAUGUUUCGCCACCAAACUAGCCCAGGCACAAGAAAUUAGAAAUGAGCCUCUGCUGUAACUGCUGGCAGACACAUGGCAUGAGGUAUAUCAUUCAGCUUGACAUGUGUUAAAGCCCAAUGCUGACAAGAUUCCUCAAUGUUGAUUGAAGGGUGGGAGGUUCAAUAUUGCAUAAGGAAUGGUUGUGCAUUUUAGUGGGCACAUUUUUUUCAGGCUCCCUUACACUAGAUCAGUUCUUGAAGUUGAAUACAACUUGGAUCCAUUCUGGCAUACCUUGCAUAGUGAUAAAUAACUAGCAAAUUUCUAAGUCAUACUAUGAAACCAUUCUUUUGGCGAAAAUGUGCCUUAUUUCAAACAGGACUAGAACCCUGGUGGAAAAUUGAUGCUAGAGGCAGUGACUAACAUGCACUUAGAAGUUUGAAAUUCAGUAAGUACCUGUAUAAGAUAUUUGGCUCAAUUGAACUACAUGAACAGGGUACCUGCUGUGUAUGCAAAAACCAACCAGGUGAUUAUUAUACAAUCAUGCUUCUAUACUGCCUAGUUUGUGUCAAAUACAUAACAGAGGGCACUUGUGACUCAACAUGACAUCUAAUACUAUGAUAACAACCUCAUGCAGAUCUUUAAUUGUGAAUAAAUUGCAUUAACCGAAAAAGAUACCAAUUUAUACCUUCAGAGUCACAUCUUCUCAUUCAAUUAAAAAAGUUCCUGUGUUAGCAAGUGCUACACUCUGCUAUUAGGUAAGUACGGGGAUAAGGAACAGCAGAUCGGUGUGUUGUUCGCUAGUCCUUCAGAGCCUACAGAAUCAACAGGUCACCAUCAUUUGUUUUACAACAGUAUUCAUCAUAUUAAAAUAUUAAAGUACCUAUGGCAAACAGUGCCUUAAAUUGUAUCAUAAACAUAUAUAACAAUUUUAUUGUGAUGGUUACAUAUUCCAUCACUUAGCAAACUCUCUGUUAGAGCUCCAGUGCAUUCUUCUGUAUGACAAUGUACAGCGUACCACAUUUAUAAAAAGCAAUAUUUUGUAUUAAUAUUUUUAUUUGCUGUGUGAUGUAUAUUUGGUCCAUACAGAAGACAUUUUGAUUCACUAGGUUUUUUUAUGGGCAAGUGGAAGCUGCUUGUGACACAAUGACUGGUAAAAGACUGUAAUUUUCUAUACAGUGUGUUGUUAAAAUGUAUUAUCUUGUAAAUAUUUUGUACAUACUUUUAAUUUUGAAUCUAAAUAAAGCUUCUACAGAAGUGAAA